Ipomoea nil (Japanese morning glory) is the source of this 969-nucleotide messenger RNA. RefSeq names its product G-type lectin S-receptor-like serine/threonine-protein kinase At4g27290. NCBI's taxonomy places the organism in Eukaryota, Viridiplantae, Streptophyta, Magnoliopsida, Solanales, Convolvulaceae. The record is from RefSeq and is a predicted model, not a curated record. Bases 12 to 734 code for a protein of 240 amino acids. The transcript has 2 exons.
AUUCUUGUGAUAUGUACAGAGCAUGUUGUGCAAAUGGCAUUUGCAACAUUUAUAAUUUUCCCAUUUGUGGAUGUUUGGAUAAGUUUCUUCCCAGAAACCAAGAAGAAUGGAACAUGGCAGAUUAUUCUGGAGGAUGUGUUCGGAGGAGGGGCCUGCACUGCAACAAUGGAACAGAUAUAUUUGUGAAGUAUCCUGGCAUUAAAUUGCCAGAUACAAAGUACUCCUGGUAUGAUGAGACUAUGACACUCCAAGAGUGCGAGCAAGUUUGCUUGAAGAACUGCACUUGUACUGCUUAUUCAAGAUUGGAUAUCAGGAAUGGGGGAAGUGGCUGUUUGCUCUGGUUCGGGGACUUGAUUGACAUUAGAAAGCUAUCUGAUAGAGGUCAAGACAUAUAUAUCAGGCUUGCAUCUUCUGAGCUAGAUAAGAAUACAACUCAUGGAUUCUUGAAUGUUUCUGAUGUAGGCUCCAAAAGGAAACGUGGUAAAAAGUUGGAACUACUUGCAACCAGUUUGUCAUCAGUUAUUGGAUUAAUUCUCGUAGGGCUGAGCUUGAUGUUCUGUUUGUGGAGAAAGAAGACUGAAGUACUGCAUGAUAAUGAAUUUGAGCUACCAAUUUUUGACUUUCCUACCAUAGCUAGAGCUACCAACAACUUUUCAGCCAACAACAAGCUUGGACAGGGUGAUUUUGGGGGAAAUCAAAUACGUUUUGGCCUUUUGGUAAGUAAAUUUAUAUAGAAUAGCUAAAUUAUAUUUUAUUAGUUAACUUAUUUAGUAAUUUGAUUAAUUAAAUUAUUUUGUAGGUAUUUGAAGGAAAUUCGUACUCUACCAAUGAAAUAGAUGGGAUUCGAGACUUAUGAGCAAAAUAUUUUUUGGAAGAGUAUGUAACUUUUGUUAUAGAUUAUAUGUUAUAUUGUAUUGAUAUAAAGUAUUGUAUUGAUAGUAUAUUGGUUGAGUGUUGAUAAUAUUGUGU